This is a messenger RNA of Hydractinia symbiolongicarpus, 2980 nucleotides long. Its product is annotated as protein kinase C and casein kinase substrate in neurons protein 1-like. The transcript has 5 exons. Bases 137 to 1534 code for a protein of 465 amino acids. NCBI's taxonomy places the organism in Eukaryota, Metazoa, Cnidaria, Hydrozoa, Anthoathecata, Hydractiniidae. Gene Ontology annotation, cellular component: plasma membrane; endosome; cytoplasm. Gene Ontology annotation, biological process: cytoskeleton organization; regulation of endocytosis; plasma membrane tubulation. Gene Ontology annotation, molecular function: phospholipid binding; protein binding. The record is from RefSeq and is a predicted model, not a curated record.
CAUCGGGUUUCCAAUAUUAUGCAUUUGUCACUUGUAGGCUUGGCGUAAUGGCUGAACAUGAUUUAUAGAAUACCUUGAAGUAAAAAUAAACAUUUUAACUUGAAAAAGUAAAUAACCUUUGUUUAUAAUAACUUAUAUGGCAAAUCGUAACAGUAAAUCAUUACGAAGAAAAGAAGGUUCCGAUAUGGCGGCUUACAACAUUACCCCAGGAAACUUCUGGGAUAUUGGAAAUUACAGCAGAGCAGUCAAACGUAUUAAUGAUAGUUGUGCAUUCAACGAUACUUUAAUAAAGAUGUUCGCAGACAGGGCAGAUAUAGAGACGAAAUAUAGCAAAAAAUUAACAGAUUGGCAUGCCCGCUGGACAAAGAUUUUAGAGGCGUCCCCCAUGUAUGCAACAAUGAAAACUGCAGCUUUAGGCUCGCUGAAAGAAGCUGAAGACAGAUCUAAAAUACACAUGGAAUGUUGGUCUAAACUCCAUGAUCAAGUAGUAGAAACUAUUAAAAGACAUAAGGAAUCUCAUUACCACCAUAAACCAUUGUUGGGAAUAAAGGAAGCAAGGGAUUACGAAGAAGAGUUCUCGAAAUCUCAAAAGCCAUGGGCAGCUGCAUAUACUAAAGUUCAACGGGCAAAGAAAAAUUACCAUUCUGCAUGCAAGCAACUGGAAACUUCCAAACAAAACCUAAGUGUUGCCAACAACGAUAGUGAAACCCCUCUAGAAAAAAUCAAGAAAUUUGAAGAAGCUGUGCAAAAGUGUGAAAAAAAUGUAGAAGCCGCAAAGAGAAAAUACGAAGAAAAGUUAUCUCGAAUUGAACCACUUAACCAAAGUUAUGAAGAUGAAAUGAGAAAAGUUUAUAGCCGAUGGGCAAAGGAUGAAGAAAGACGAAAAGAUUUUCUUCAAAGAACAUUAGUUGAUUAUCAUAAAGCUGUUAAUAUAUGCAGUGAUAACAGGUUAAAAGAAUGUUUUGAUAACCAGCUCAAUGUUGCAUACAGUGGAAAAAGUCAGUAUGAUGUAAAAUGGUGGUCAGAAAACUUUGGUGCAGAUAUGCCUAGAAAUUGGCCUAAAUUUGAAGAGUUAGGUGACUUGCCCGAGCUUCCGCCACCUGUGUCUGCUGUUGAACCACCACCAUCGCAUGCAUAUCAAACUCAAUCUUCUUACCAACAAGUGAAUCAUGAAAAAAUGCAACAGCAGCAACAAUCAUUCCAACCAGCACCCUACCAACCAGAACCCUACCAACCAGAACCCUACCAACCAUCAUCUUAUCAGCCGGAACCUGAUCCUGCAGCUAAUCCGUUUGUAAAUGGGGAUGACAAAGAUGGCGAUGAUGAUGAUUGGGAUGAACCACCUCCACUUGCAGGAGGGGGUGUGCCUGUACGUGCCCUGUAUGACUACAACAAAGUUGAGGAUGAUGAAUUAAGUUUUAACGCGGGAGAUAUUCUGACCAAAUUAACCGAAGAGGAUGAGCAAGGUUGGUGUCGCGGAAAUUUCAACGGACAAGAAGGGCUCUAUCCGGCCAAUUAUGUUGAACCUAUAUAGAACUGCAUAUCCUGUGAAGGAAGUCUAUUAAGCUUCCUAAUUCUGUCGUUAAACGCAUCAAGUUAUAUUUUGUACCGGGUACUGCGAGAAGCAUAAAUAUUAGCUCAAUUUUUAUAAGUGGCUGCCAGUGACUACGCGAGUUAAUUUCAAACCUAUAGGAGUAGAAAGUUUACACUGACGGUAUGCACAAAGCGAAGGAUACUUUCCAUUUUUGUUUUAAGUUAUAACCUAUUUUAUAUAUUAUAUACAACUCGUAGCACUUUUUUUGAAAUGUUUGCCUGUUAAAAUUUUCCAAAAGAAGUAAAUUUAAAUUCGUUUUUAAACUUCGAAUCUGCGAUAACCUCAACACUUCUAAAUUGCUAAAAAACUGUCGCAAAACAAGUUAACUCCUUGUGUCAAUUUUUUGUUUUAUUUUUAAUUCUUGUAUCUACAUAGUUUUUUUUUCAUCAGAGGCGCAUUUCGACUAGAUAAAAUGUGAAAUCAAAUUGUUGGCUGAUUUCUUGUUUGGGGGAGUACGUAGAAAACAAAGUCGGUCACUAAGAAAUUUGUUUGUAAAGUCUGUUAAAAAACUUUAGUUUCGACAACUCAAAUCCAUGUUUUUCGACUCCCCCUUCACUAUAACUUUCAAAUAGCUUAGUUGCUAAAUUUUUUGGGAUAACACGAAAUAAUACUUUGCAUAUUUAUACAAAUAAGUAUGCAAAAUCUGUGAAAAUUACUGCUUUUCUUUUACUGCUUUUCUUUUAAAACGUUUGAUUAAUUUGCUUUAUUUUAUUCAUUAUUGUAUUAUUGAACAAACGUUUUGUAGAACUUUGCAAUACGACUUAUUUAUUCUUCUAGAGUUUAGAUUUUACUUAGAUAUAUUUAGGACAGACUGUUUGUUCUGUAUUGUUUCGUUUUCUCAAUUUAUGCAGGUUUUUUAAAUUAUCCUUCGAAUGAUUUCUUUUAACGUAAAGAAGUUGUUAUAUCUUAUAUUUGAAUUUAUUUUUGCAAUAUUGCUCUCUAUUCGCAGAAUUGAAUUCUAAGUCCAAAUUGCAAGCUUUCGCAAAAUUCUUUACACCAUCAUUUUUGCCUUAUUUGUUAUAAAGAAUUUCCAACGCAAACAAUAAUUCAGCAUUUAGCCACAUUGCCAUAAUAUGUUCGACAUAAAAUAAUUUUAGGCUUUUCAAUCGCAAAAUUAAGUUUCCCGUUACGUUCGUACUUUGUCUUUUAGGCUUAAUUUUUUUUUAAUAUUUCUGGUAUCUUCUUAAAAACGAACGAAAUUAUGAAAAUAAGGCAUAACCCACUAUAUACUAUAACUAAUUCUUGAAAACGAACGUUUUUAGAAUUUCUUACACCAUUUUCUUUCCUUACUUCGUUUUUCCUCUAUUUUUCCAUAAUCUAUUUUUUCUAUGUUUAGAAUUUAAAUAAUUGUAAAGUUAUUUAAUCAAUGAAAUGUAUUACUUUCUA